AUGCAACGUCUUUGGUUUAAACUCCAGAGAUUGAAGAAGGACAUUAAACGGUUUAGCAGAGAUAAUGGAAAUAUGGGGAUUAAACUACAGGCUGCUAGAACUAGUCUCCAUCAGGCCCAACUGGAACUUAUCAAUAAUAGGCAGAACCAUAUCCUUAUAGAGAGGAUCAAACAGCUUUCUAUUGAUAUCAACACGAUUCAUGAGCAUGAGGAAUCCAGGAUGCGACAACGGACUAAACUCAACUGGAUACGGCAGGGUGAUGAUAACUCCAAGUUCUUUUUCGCAUAUCUUAAGGCAAGACAGAAUAAAAGCUGUAUCACUUUCCUUCAACAGGAGAAUGGAGAAAUUCUAACUGAGCAGAAUGAUCUAGAAAAAGAAGUUCUGGAUUUUUAUGGUAGUCUUAUGGGGGAUCGGGCUAGGCGCAUCCAACACAUAGACAUUUCUGCCAUGAGGGAGGGGAGCCAACUAAGAUUGGACCAGCAGAUAGACCUUACUUGCCAAGUUACGAUACCGGAAAUAGAAGCUGCCCUGAAAGGUAUUGGUGACUAUAAGUCUCCUGGGAUUGACGGAUUUAACGCCAAAAUCUUUAAAAAAUGUUGGCCUUUUAUGCAAAAAGAUAUUGUGGCUGCUGUUACUGAAUUUUUUCGAACAGGUGUGAUAGAUGGGAGAUUUAAUAAAACUGUGGUUACACUCAUUCCGAAAGGUGACAAUGCGACGAGUAUUCGAGACUAUAGGCCAAUUGCGGGUUGUACCACUUUCCUGAAGAUUAUUUCAAAAAUCCUCACUGCUCGAUUGAGGAAAGUUCUCCCGAGCGUCAUCAACGUUAAUCAAGCCGCUUUCGUGGUAGGACAAGAUAUACACAAUCACAUUCAUCUUGCCUAUGAAUUAUUAAAGGGUUAUGAGAGGAAAACAGGGACGCCCCGAUGUAUGUUUCAGAUAGACUUACAGAAGGCGUACGAUAUGGUUCAUUGGGAUGCUCUAGCUUGUAUUAUGAAGGAGAUGGGUAUUCCAAAUACAUUUACUAAUUGGGUGAUGAAUCUUGUCAACUCUGUUUGCUAUGUUUUAAAGUUAAUGGCAGGCCUUAUAUUCAAUCCUCGAAAGUGCAAGGCUUUUUAUGGUAGUGUUGAUGACGAGAACCGGCGCCGCAUCAAAGCUAUAACAGGAUUUGAUGAAGGAACAUUCCCUGUUAGGUACCUGGGUGUUCCCCUCAGCAGCAAAAAGCUUAGUGUGAACCAUUACCUUCCACUUGUUGAUAAAAUCACAAGCAGAAUCCGUCACUGGUCCGCAAAGAUGCUUAGUUAUGCUGGUCGUGUUCAGUUAGUCCGCAGUGUUAUUGGAUCCAUAGCUCAGUAUUGGAUGCUUAAUUUUCCCCUCCCCAAAUCUGUUUUGAAGCAAAUUGAUAUUAUUUGUCGUACUUUUGUGUGGACAGGUAAAUCGGAAGCUAGUAGGAAGAGUCCGGUGGCUUGGCAUAAAGUAUGCAGUCCGUGUAAGCAAGGAGGUUUGGGACUUAUUAAUAUCACCAUUUGGAACCAAGUUACCCUCCUUAAAUGCCUUUGGAAUAUUUGUAACAAAAGCGAUAGCCUCUGGAUUCGAUGGAUCCAUAAGGUUUAUCUGAAAGGGAAGGAUGUCAUGGAGGUAGAGGCGGGGCAGAACUGGACAUGGAUACUGAGGAAAAUUCUGAACUGCAAACCAUUGAUUGCUAGCAUCGACUCGGACUGGCAGCAUAUGCUCACUAUCCGUAAGUUCUCUAUGAAAACUGUGUAUAAUCGAUUGAUUGAUGAUAUUUCUGUCUGUUGGCACUCAUUGCUGAGACGCAAUAUUGCUCGGCCUAGAGCCCGUAUUACUCUUUGGAUGUUGUGUCACGGUCAACUACCUACGAAGGAGAGGCUAUAUCGAUUCGGGAUGUUGGAUAAUAAGAUAUGCAGCUUAUGUAAUCAAGUGGAGGAAACAGUGGAUCACCUCUUUUUUGAGUGCCCUGCUACUAAGAGAGUGUGGAAUGCUGUUCUGGUUUGGCUCAAUAUUCAACACCUCCCUUUGCCUUGGAAUUUAGAAUUGCCUUGGAUCUUGAAGAAUACUAAAGGAAAGGGAUGGAGAGCAAUGCUCCUUAAACUGGCUGUCACGGAAGCAGUUCACGAAAUUUGGUUAUUUCGUAAUGAUCUUAUUUUCAAUAGCAAUACGUAUAGAAGUAACACUGUGGAAAAAAUAGUUGACUAUAUAGCAUAUAGAGGUUGGGAUAAUAGGAAACUUAGAUUGCAUGUGGCAAGUCUAAUGUUAUAG
Vicia villosa (hairy vetch) is the source of this 2277-nucleotide messenger RNA. RefSeq lists its product as uncharacterized. NCBI's taxonomy places the organism in Eukaryota, Viridiplantae, Streptophyta, Magnoliopsida, Fabales, Fabaceae. The coding region runs from base 1 to 2277 and encodes 758 amino acids. The record is from RefSeq and is a predicted model, not a curated record. The transcript is spliced from 2 exons.